GUGCCUGGUCACUGGAGGCAACGUGAAGGUGCUCGGCAAGGCCGUCCACUCCCUGUCCCGGAUGGGGGACGAGCUCUACCUGGAACCCUUGGAUGAUGGGGUGAGGGGCUGGGUCUUGGGGCAGAUUUGCCUGCGGAGUUUCCGUUUCAUCCUCUGGGUUAGGACGUGACUUGAGUUUGUCUUCUUCCCCGGCUCCUGUGUGCACUGAAAGCUCUUGCCUUUCUGGAGAGCCCAGUGGAGGCUCUCCCUCCGGACUGUGAACUCUUCGCGCUCUGCCUAUGCCUGCUUCCUCUUUGCCCCACUCUUCUUCCAGCAGUACCAGGUGGCCACCUCUGAUCUGGACACACUGCGCUGUAAGAUACAGAUGAAGUCCUUCCUGUCUGUCUUCCGUUCUCUGGCAACACUGGAGAAGACUGUGGAAAAGUGCUGCAUCUCCCUGAGUAGCCGGAGCAGCAGCUUGGUGAUCCAGCUGCACUGCAAGUAUGGGGUGAAGAAGACUCACAACCUGUCAUUCCAGGACUGUGAAUCUCUGCAGGCUGUCUUCAACCCAGCCUCAUGCCCCCAUGUGCUCCGUGCCCCAGCAAGAGUACUGGGGGAUGCCAUUUUGCCCUUCUCCCCUGCACUGGCUGAAGUGACAUUGGGCAUCGGCCGUGGCCGCCGGGUCAUCCUGCGUAGCUACCAGGAAGAAGAGGCAGACAGCACUGUCAAAGCCAUGGUAACUGAGAUGAGCAUCGGAGAAGAGGAUUUCCAGCAACUGCAGGCUCCAGAAGGGGUAGCUAUCACAUUCUGCCUCAAGGAAUUCAGGGGGCUCCUGAGCUUUGCAGAGUCAGCGAACUUGCCUCUUAGCAUUCACUUUGAUGCCCCAGGAAGGCCAGCCAUAUUUACCAUUGAGGACUCGCUGCUGGAUGGCCACUUUGUUUUGGCCACACUUGCAGACCUGGACCCACACUUGCAGUACCUGGGCUCCCCGGAGCUCCCCAGGACAGCACCUCAGCUGCAGGCUCACAGCACAUCCCAGCUGGAUGACUUUGCCAGUGAUGACAUUGACUCUUACAUGAUUGCCAUGGAAACUGCCGCAGGCAGCUCGGGCUUUCGGGCACAGCCCCCCAUUUCUCUUUCACCUGGCUUCCAGACCUCCCACGACCCCAGCCUGCACUCUGAUGAAGAAGCUGAGCCCAGCACAGUGCCUGGCACUCCCCCACCCAAGAAGUUCCGCUCGCUGUUCUUUGGCUCCAUCCUAGCUCCUGUACACUCCCCCCAGGGCCCUAGCCCCGUGCUGGCUGAAGACAGUGAUGGUGAAGGCUGAGCUAAGAAGCUAAAGGCCAUGGACUAGAAGCCCCAGCAGGGGAAGGACAGGGGCUCUGACCAGGGCAUGGCAUAAGGGCAAUGCUGGCAGUUCUGCUUGCCUCCUGCAGGCCCCACUCCACCAUGUUUGGCUUGAGUCCUGUCAUCUCCCUCCAGACUGCAACCAAUCACGCCUCUUGCCAGGUCUGGUGGCUAGAAGCCAUCUGAUUGGCAGGUCCUCACCUCUUCACCAGAGUCUCAAGCUAAGUUCUAGCCAUCUGGCCAGGGCUGAAAGCCUGCCUUCUCAAUUGAGGCUUACCUCUAAGAAAAAAAUCAUAGUGCUGUUGAUCUACUCCUACUGCCAAUCACGAGCUGCCCUUCCCCCAGACACACCACUGGGACCCCCUCCCCCCCCAUGUGGCUGGUAAUUUCUUAUUUUCCCAACACUUUGGCCCUGCCUUGGAAUUUGUAAGAGCCUCUGGAUUUGACCUGUGUGGCUGGGGUUACCCUGGCUGGGCCUGUGCCCAGCCAGCCUGCCUUCCCAAAUGGCUUUGUGUAGAAGGGCUGCCAGGCCCAGUGUUUGGGACAAGGAAACAGGCCGUGGCGAGAAUCCAGCUUUGACCUUUAUUCAAGAGACCAGAUGGGUUGCCCCAGGGUCUGGCUGGCAGCCCUGUGGCCAAGCCAGGCUGAAGACCCACAAUCUGGCCUGCCAUUGCCCUGAGCUGCAGCCUUGGCCCCAGGAUCCCACUUGCAGCCACUGGAGGGACAGGUGGGAGGGAGCCCUGAGGGACUGGAUGCUGCUAUUGAUCCAUUAAAAAA
Dipodomys ordii (Ord's kangaroo rat) is the source of this 2103-nucleotide messenger RNA. RefSeq names its product RAD9 checkpoint clamp component A (gene Rad9a). Gene Ontology annotation, cellular component: checkpoint clamp complex. Gene Ontology annotation, biological process: DNA repair; cellular response to ionizing radiation; DNA replication checkpoint signaling. The record is from RefSeq and is a predicted model, not a curated record. The transcript is spliced from 11 exons. The coding region runs from base 365 to 1306 and encodes 313 amino acids. Lineage: Eukaryota; Metazoa; Chordata; Mammalia; Rodentia; Heteromyidae.